AUGAAAUUGUUGAUGGCGGAGGGCUCUGUCGAUGAAUCCAAACGAGAGCCUGUUGCAUGUUCUCCACCUGCAGAGCCGAUCGAUACUCUCAGACUAUCUCAAACAAACCGCUAUCAACAAACGGAAUCGGCUAUCCCGAUCACCAAAAGAACCUCGCCGCAAAAGACGGCAUCAUCCUCGGGCUCGGGCUCGGAGGAUGUCUUUGACUGUGCCUCGUCGUGCUACAGUCGCCGGAGUUCUAUCACCAGUGUCAAGACCGAAAGCUUCAGCCUGGCCACAGAGGAACUUAAUAGAUACUCCAUCCUCUCGCCCGUUGCGGCUGGUGUCUUCGAUGAUGAUACUUCGGUAUGUUCCCUAGGAAUCCCGUCAUUCGCAACACGAGUGCCGUUUGGAACGGCACCCAGCCCAGGCUACGAGGUGAGCUCAACCUAUCCGUUGAGCUCGAUGCCCCAAUCUCGACGCGCCUCGAUUUCCUCCAAACUGUCGUUGAACGACAUCAAGAACAAGCCUCUCCCUCUCGAGCCCAGCCCAUUAGCGAUCCACCGCAAUGGCUGCACUCAUCCGUCCGCGACCACUGAAGCAUCGCGAUCAACGGCAUUCCCCUCUGCCUAUCAUCACCAAGGUUGGACUCACUCCACCACAAGCAUACACCAGCAAGCAUGUCAUACAUGCGGGGGGUACGGCGGUGGUGGUAGUAUUGGUGACUCCCGUCAAUCCCGCCGAACCCGUCGCCCAGGGUGGUCAGAAACCGCUAAUGGCCAGCGUCUGCGCCAUAUUCCAACAUUAGCACAGGCUGCAGAAGAAUUGGAACACGCACUAGCCGACCUUGCAAGAGACCCACAUAUGCAGCAACGGACCCUGCUAAUGCUAGACGGACCGCUGCAGAUCAGUCGACACAACGGCGAUCUAGUCGCCACGCGACCAGCACCACUGCCUCCCUCGACAAAGCCACACUCCAAAAAACACCCAUCCAAAUCGUUUAAGAAGAGCAAGAAUAUCCACGCAAAUGCCGAACCAGUUGACAAUGCGAUAAAUCCCUGGACGGACACGCUCAAGUCCUUACGUGCGACCAAGGAGAAGCCGCCGCCUCCCUCACCCGACAAGGAUUCCAACAACAAAGACGAGGCCGCUCCUAAAGGCACCAAACCCCCUAAGACUCCCAGACUCAAGGACGAGGCCAAGUGUCCUUCCAGCAGUUCCAAUUCCAACUUCAACCACGCCGACGAGGUUCCCAAGAUACAAAAAUCCUUUACCCCGACUAUACCAUUCUUCAGGCGGACAAACGGCCCUCGGGCCCCGACUCCGCAAGAACCCUGCCUGAGCGUCGUGCUGAGUUCUCGGUCGGAAACCUCCCUGCCAGACCCACACGCUCCCGUCGAAGCCCGCUCAAAUGGGGCCUCCCGACUUUCUUCACACUCGAAUCCCAGUUUGGAUUUGAAGUUGGACUUGGACUUGGACUUGGAUCUGGAUGCCGGCACGGCCUCCAAGCAUGACAAUCUACUCCUGCAACUCCGGCGCCUGCAGACUCGGGAUCUCGGCUUCGGAAAUCUCUCUGGGUCGUUCAACAUCGAGAAAGAACUCCACGCCCACCUACAAACAGAAAAGCGGCAACAGCAGCCACAACAACCCCAACCACAGCAGCGGGCGGCUCCCUCGUCCCGCCCCGCCAACCUCACGCAGCAAGUGCAACAUCAACAUCCCCACCCCGCGCAGGCUGCCGCCUCGGUAGGUAGCGAUGCCAAAGUGUCAACUCUCGAGCUACGCACCACGCCGCCAGAGGAUAAGAAAAUGCUAGUUGCCAGUGAACUCGUCGUCUGCAAAAGGCUGCAGUACUCGCAGGCGGCGCAGGCGAGUAGUGUGCAGCUACCACCCGAACAGAUUUACGAACUCGUGGCAACGCCGCCCUCGCUGACAUCCAUGAUUCCAGCCAUGUUCAUAGAAAGACCACACAUGCCCGUUGACUUCCUGAUCGAGAUUCCGGACCAUUUGGUCAUUCUGAUCAUGGAGCGGAUCGACUCGUUGGAUGAUCUUUUUAAUUUCGUGCUCGUUAACAAGCGCUUUUAUCAUAUUUUCAAACAUCGUGAGCUUUCCUUCAUCAAGGGCGCUCUUUUCCGCAUGUCGCCGCCGGCGUGGGAAUUGCGUGAGAUGAGCCCGCCAUGGAAGAACGAGUGGCAAUUCCUGCCGGAGCCGGAUACACCGCUGCCUGAGUAUACACCGGAACUGUACUUGGGUCGGUAUGCGUGUGACAUUUAUACGCUCGUGCAGCUGAAGUCUAUGAUUUUGGUUCAUUGCUCGCCCUUCUUGCGUCGGGAUACAGUGAAGGGCCUUUCCGGCGUGGAUACUGUCCGCGCCGAAGAAGUUGACGAUGCUCUUUGGCGAAUUUGGACGUUCUGUCGCAUCUUUGGGAGUGGCAAGGGUCGCGAGAAUGAUUUGGAAGGCCAGAUGGAUUGGUUAAAGGGCGGACCCAAGGCCAGGAGCUCGUUUGGAGCGUCCUCCAUCGUGACGGCGCCUUUUGAUAUGAACAAUGUGCUGUUUGAACCGCCCGAAGGUUUCGCCCGUGGAAACAGCGUCGCUGGUCUCUCUGCCAAGCAGCUGUACGAUAUGACAGAGAUUUGGACCUGUCUGGAAGUGUUAUUGCAACCUUUGCACGGCAAGAGUGUCGAGGCCCGGAACGUGGGCAUCUUCCAAGGGCUGGACAUUCUUGAUGGUGAUACCGUUCGCGAAGAGACUGCACUAGAGGAAUGGACAUCUUACAUGCUAACUCUUGGGCUCUCUGCCGUCUUGACUCUCAGCUCGCUCUGGCCCGCCGAAGCCACCACCGCCACCUUCAGCAAGGCCCAAAGCAGCGGACUGACCAAAUGGGAGCCCACCGAAACGGAAACUAGCCGUUCAACCUUCCUUAAGAAAGCCGUUUCUCGCGUUUACGAAGAGCUAGAGCGCUUCCUCGCGUCCAGCAGUGCCGAACGGAUCGCCUGUCCCCAACCUCAAUCCCUCCAGCGCCACAAUCAAUUCCAAGAAGAGCUGCGCAACCGCCGUCUACACGGGCCCCCCAGCCGCGAGAAAGCACCAGGCACAUCCUUCGCCGAUGAACGGCCCAUGUCGGAGUUCAGCACGAUCGUGCACUACCUCAACGUGGCAACACCGUGCGACGCACCACCCGUUCCGCCCGUCCCAUCUCUAUCAUUUGACCGACUCUCCUCUUCCACAGCAGCUAGCGUGGGCCGUCGUACUCCCAGCCGCACCCCGCCACGCUUCAUAAUCCCCGAAUCAAAUCUCCCUAUUUCCUGCAGCCCACUCCUCCAACCAGCUCUCGCGCCCCCACCCCGCCGUCCAUGGGUCCAAGAUCCCGUUGAUCGUGCAAUCGCUCACUUGGUCAACGAGCUGGGCUACAAUGUGGACGAUGUCAAGUGGGCGCUCAAGAUCACUGAUACCGGGGAGCGCAUCGACGUCGAUGCCGCCAAGCAACUGCUCAAGCUGCAGAAGCACAAAAAUGAGCGGGACCCGUUCGCCCCGCGGGGCAAGGAUAGCUUGCUCAGGUCUGUGAUGAAGUGGCGCUUUGCAUGA
Molecule: messenger RNA, 3564 nt
Organism: Penicillium daleae
Lineage: Eukaryota; Fungi; Ascomycota; Eurotiomycetes; Eurotiales; Aspergillaceae
Product: F-box protein
Exons: 2
Coding region: 1-3564 (1187 amino acids)
Molecular function (GO): protein binding
Source: RefSeq, a predicted model, not a curated record